AUGUUGGACCCCAAGAUCAAAGCAGAAGAGUACAUGGAAAAGCAUAAGGUUGGAGAGCUCUUCCAGUCAGCGACACGCCUGCUUUUGUUGCUCAAGCCCAAAGAUCCAAAGGCUUUUCUGAUAGAAAAGUUGACAGAGCUGAAAGCGGCAAACCGAAAAGACAACUUCUUUACAGACGCCGACGUUUCUGCCGUCUUUCGUAUGUUUGACGUGACAUCAACGGGGGCAAUAAAUGCAAGCCAGUGCAAAGAGGCGCUACAGAGCUUCGGGUGCAGCGUGCCGAGCAUGGAUUCCAUCCCGAACCGGGUUGACUCCGACGCGUUCGUAGCAAUCGCAAAACGUGCUCUUGAAGGGGGUGCUUAG
Molecule: messenger RNA, 363 nt
Organism: Klebsormidium nitens
Lineage: Eukaryota; Viridiplantae; Streptophyta; Klebsormidiophyceae; Klebsormidiales; Klebsormidiaceae
Source: the annotation of a GenBank genome assembly